AUGAAUAAUCCUUGGAGAGGGGCUCACAGCUCACAGCUCACAGCCCCCCUCACUGCCAAAUACGCAACAACAUACCACCCCCACUCCACUUACCCCCCACCCUCCACACCCCCACUCCACACCCCCCCCACCCUCCACACCCCCACUCCACACCCCCACUCCACACCCCCACUCCACACCCCCACUCCACACCCCCACCCUCCACACCCCCACUCCACACCCCCACCCUCCACACCCCCACUCCACACCCCCACUCCACACCCCCACUCCACACCCCCACUCCACUUACCCCCCACCCUCCACACCCCCACUCCACACCCCCACUCCACACCCCCACUCCACUUACCCCCCACUCCAUUUACCCCCACUCCACACCCCCACCCUCCACACCCCCACUCCACACCCCCACUCCACUUACCCCCCACCCUCCACACCCCCACUCCAUUUACCCCCACCCUCCACACCCCCACCCCAUUUACCCCCACCCUCCACACCCCCACCCCAUUUACCCACACCCUCCACACCCCACUCCACUUACCCCCCACCCUCCACACCCCCACUCCACUUACCCCCCACCCUCCACACCCGCACUCCACUUACCCUCCACACCCGCACUCCACUUACCCUCCACACCCAAAAGGGGAGAGGUCACAGAGAGCGUAG
Molecule: messenger RNA, 663 nt
Organism: Colossoma macropomum (tambaqui)
Lineage: Eukaryota; Metazoa; Chordata; Actinopteri; Characiformes; Serrasalmidae
Product: extensin-like
Exons: 2
Coding region: 1-663 (220 amino acids)
Source: RefSeq, a predicted model, not a curated record